UCGAGCGGGGCGCGGUCGCUGUCAGUCGUCACGGAGUGUAGCUGGUGCUUGUCAUACGGCCGCCAUUAUCUCAUACAAAUUCACAAAAUCAAUUAAAUUGUACGUUAUCGUUACGCGUUUCAGUGUAGUGGAUGAAGUAGUUGUGAAAAUCACGAGAUUGUGAUAAAUUCUACUGUGCUGUGACGUCAAGUCGAGCUUGUGCUAAGUGGUUACAGUUAGGUUACAGUGUUGAGUGUUAGCCGAGUAGGGUGGCUCCGGUAAAACCGGAGGCGCAGGACGCGUGUGGAGCGUAUGCAGAGGGAGCGGUGAGAUCGCGCCCGGCUCGGGAGUCGGGGCGAUAGGCGGUCUGGGCUAAGGAACAACUGCCGACAUGGGGUGCACUCAGUCGGCCGAGGAACGCGCGGCAGCCGCUAGGAGUAGACAGAUCGAAAGGAACUUGAAAGAAGAUGGAAUCCAAGCUUCCAAAGAUAUAAAACUUUUGCUGCUAGGUGCUGGUGAAUCUGGAAAAAGUACGAUAGUUAAACAAAUGAAAAUUAUUCACGAGAGCGGCUUUACUAAUGAGGACUUCAAACAGUACCGGCCGGUGGUUUAUAGCAACACAAUCCAGUCACUAGUCGCCAUACUGCGCGCGAUGCCUAAUUUGGGCAUCACCUAUGGGAACAAGGAUCGUGAGAGUGACGGCAAGAUGGUGUUCGACGUCAUCCAACGAAUGGAGGAUACGGAGCCGUUCAGUGAGGAGCUGCUGGCUGCCAUGAAGAGGCUCUGGGCUGAUGCCGGUGUCCAGGAGUGCUUCGGGCGUUCUAACGAGUAUCAACUGAACGAUUCAGCUAAAUAUUUCUUGGAUGAUCUGGAUCGGUUAGGCGCCAGGGAUUACCAGCCCACGGAGCAGGAUAUCUUAAGAACCAGAGUGAAAACCACCGGAAUCGUAGAGGUUCACUUCUCCUUCAAAAACCUUAACUUUAAAUUGUUCGACGUGGGUGGUCAACGGUCGGAACGGAAGAAAUGGAUUCAUUGCUUCGAGGAUGUGACCGCGAUCAUAUUCUGUGUCGCCAUGUCCGAGUACGAUCAGGUGUUGCACGAAGAUGAGACAACGAACCGUAUGCAAGAGAGUCUGAAGCUGUUCGACUCGAUCUGCAACAACAAGUGGUUCACCGACACCAGUAUCAUCCUGUUCCUCAACAAGAAGGAUCUCUUCGAGGAGAAGAUUCGCAAGUCGCCUCUCACCAUCUGCUUCCCGGAGUACACGGGUGCGCAAGAGUACGGCGAGGCGGCCGCCUACAUCCAGGCGCAGUUCGAGGCCAAGAACAAGUCCACCACGAAGGAGAUCUACUGCCACAUGACGUGCGCCACCGACACCAACAACAUCCAGUUCGUGUUCGACGCCGUCACCGACGUCAUCAUCGCCAACAACCUCCGCGGCUGCGGCCUCUACUAGGCUCGUCCGGCGUCCCGGCGCGCUCCGGGCGCGUCCGGCGUCGCGAAACUCUCCGAGCGUCUCGUUUCUUUCGGCGAUGUAGUUUUCUUUGAUUGUUUUUCCGCUUCGGAAGGGUUUCCCGCGCCGCCUGUCCGCGUUCGUUCUCGGCGCGGCCGGCUCCGGCCUCUCGGACGUCCGGGGGCCGAUUCUAAAUUUCGGUGCCGGACGCGUCGGUCGGGCCGGCCGCCCCCGAGCUCGCCGUGCCGCGGCCCGAUCCCCGACGGGACCGAAGCGGCGAGAGGCCUACUAUCAUUCCACUGACCGUUCCUCUCCCGAGAUAUUUAUUUUUUAUAAACUUUACGGUGUCUCACGUUUCUUUCGCGUUCGCGCUUUCCGCAUCGCCGUCGCUCCGCGGCGAACGAGGUCCGCGCGUCGGAGGCGAGUCUGGCGGAGCCGUUAUAUAUACUAUUUAACAUAAUUUAUUAUCGAUGAUAAAGAAAUCUUACUUUAAGCGUUAGGACAGUAACCGUACGGAUAAACCUUAAUUAAUAAUGAUAAUGCAAUUAGAGUAACCUUCGCCGUCGUCGCAGUCGCCCGCGGGAGCGCGGACCGCUCCCUCCCUCUGCCGAACCAAAGAUUUCCGAUACUCUCGAUUCAUUCGACCGAUGGCUCCGGACGGCUGUUCUGUUCUGAACUGUUUCCGUAGAUUCGGUCGCUCGAGCGGUCCGCGGACGAGCGUCGGCUCGCUCGUUGCUAGGUAGGUUUUUUACUGUUAUGUGACGAUUCGCGUACGAGAGGCGACGACUGCUCGACGAGAGCUUCGCCACGCCGAGGGGGCGCGGCCGCCGCCGUUCCGUCGCUCCAGACUUUAUUCGUGAGACUCCUCACUCCGCCGCCUCUGAGCUCAAAUCUGGCGAACGCUUGUCGAGAAGACUGACUCGUCGCUCGAGCGUCUCGACGCUUUUCGGAAUCGACGUGCGGUCUCGAUUCCGCCGAACGCGUUUCGGCGAUCGCUUGUUCGUUUUGCCAAAGUUAAUAUUCCUGAACGUUCGAAGGACUGGCGUCCGGCGAGACUCCGACGUCACGAUCUCGAAGGUGUCGGCCCGAGCGGGGCGGGGUCUUUAGAUUUGGUGGACGUUGACUAUUAGCGCACGCGAGAGCCGCCGGCCGAGGCUUCGGCCUUCGGGCGCGGUUCGAGUCGAACAAAUGUUUAAAGAAAUAAAAGUUUUAGUCACUAGCGGGUAAUUUUUGAAUGUGAUUCAAUCUUAUCUUUAUUUUUCUAUAUCGAGUGACUUUAUUUUUCAAAUUGUGUUUUGUAAUGCAUUUAUUGAGAGCGAUGUAUUUAACCAACGAUGUAAUUAAACAAUAUUUUCUCUUUUGUAUCUCAUCUGCACUGGUAUUUUUUAUUGAAUUUACUAUAAAUGUACUUUAAGUGUAUAAUUUUAAAUAAUUACUGAAAAUGAUUAUAUUCUAAUUUUUAUGUUCAAAUAUU
Molecule: messenger RNA, 2906 nt
Organism: Pieris brassicae (large cabbage white)
Lineage: Eukaryota; Metazoa; Arthropoda; Insecta; Lepidoptera; Pieridae
Gene: Galphao
Product: guanine nucleotide-binding protein G(o) subunit alpha
Exons: 8
Coding region: 371-1435 (354 amino acids)
Biological process (GO): adenylate cyclase-modulating G protein-coupled receptor signaling pathway
Cellular component (GO): heterotrimeric G-protein complex
Molecular function (GO): G-protein beta/gamma-subunit complex binding; G protein-coupled receptor binding; GTPase activity
Source: RefSeq, a predicted model, not a curated record